GUGAAAUAGAAAGGUGUAUGAAAAAGGUAACUGAGGGUGUUGAAACUUUUGAAGACACAUGGCAGAAGGUCCAGAGUGCAGGUAACUAUAACCAGAAAGAAAAAUAUGAGGCAGAUCUCAAAAAAGAAAUUAAGAAACUUCAGAGGCUGAGAGACCAAAUCAAAACAUGGGUUGCAUCAAAUGAAAUCAAGGAUAAGAGAGACUUACUUGAAGCAAGGAAGUUAAUAGAAAGACAAAUGGAAAGAUUUAAAGUAGUUGAAAGAGAAACCAAAACCAAAGCAUACUCAAAAGAAGGCUUAGGAGGAACACAAAAAGUUGAUCCUGCUCAGAAGGAAAAAGAUGACGCAUCCAGUUGGUUAUCUGCAUCAAUAGAAGCUCUAAACAUCCAAAUUGACCAGUUUGAAAGUGAAUGUGAAUCUUUGAUGAUUGGACUCAAAAAGAAAAGAAGUGAUAAAGAGAAAGAGGACAGGUUAGAUGAGCUAAGAGGUUACACGGAGAAACAUCGGUACCAUAUCAAGCAGUUAGAAACAAUAAUGAGAAUGGUAGACAACAGCACUAUCAACGUGGAUCAGGUCAAGAAGAUUAAGGACGAUGUAGAGUACUACAUCGAGUCCUGUCAAGAACCCGAUUUUGAAGACAAUGAGUUUAUCUAUUCGGAUCUCAGUCUGGAAGAUAUUCAAGAGUACUUAACAAAAA
Molecule: messenger RNA, 696 nt
Organism: Limulus polyphemus (Atlantic horseshoe crab)
Lineage: Eukaryota; Metazoa; Arthropoda; Merostomata; Xiphosura; Limulidae
Product: CCR4-NOT transcription complex subunit 3-like
Exons: 6
Biological process (GO): nuclear-transcribed mRNA poly(A) tail shortening; regulation of DNA-templated transcription
Cellular component (GO): P-body; CCR4-NOT core complex; nucleus
Source: RefSeq, a predicted model, not a curated record